UUGGAUUGUGUGAAUGCUUCAUUCGCCUCACAAACAACCACAGAACCACAAGUGCGGUGCGAACUUUCUCCAGGAGGACAGCAGCGAAGUCUCUGGUUUUUAAAUGGUUAAUCUCCGCAGGUCACUACCAGCCACUGAGACCAACAGAGUCAUUUGAGGAUCCAAGAAGUAUUUACACCAGGAGGUGAAAGCUCUGCGUGAACCGAGAGGGACUAUGGCAUCAAACAGCCUGUUCAGCUCAGUGACACCAUGUCAGCAAAACUUCUUUUGGGAUCCCAGCACCAGCCGGAGGUUCAGCCCCCCCUCCAGCAGCCUGCAGCCCGGCAAGAUGAGCGAAGUCAGCCCGGUCGUAGUAGCUCAACAGCAGCAGCAGCAGCAACAGCAGCAAGAAGCGGCGGCCGCCGUGCCCAGGCUGCGCCCCCACGAUAACCGCACCAUGGUGGAGAUCAUCGCUGACCACCCCGCCGAGCUGGUCCGCACCGACAGCCCCAACUUCCUCUGCUCCGUCCUGCCCUCGCACUGGCGCUGCAACAAGACCCUCCCGGUGGCAUUCAAGGUGGUGGCCUUAGGAGAAGUGCCCGAUGGGACGGUGGUCACCGUCAUGGCUGGGAAUGACGAGAACUACUCUGCGGAGCUGCGAAAUGCUUCUGCCGUGAUGAAGAACCAGGUUGCCAGAUUUAAUGACUUGCGAUUUGUGGGCAGAAGUGGACGAGGGAAGAGCUUUACUUUGACAAUAACUGUCCUGACAAAUCCCCCCCAAGUCGCUACAUACCACAGAGCUAUAAAGGUUACAGUGGAUGGGCCAAGGGAGCCAAGAAACCCCAGGCAGGCGCAGUCAUCCCCGCCGUGGUCCUAUGACCAGUCUUAUCCAUCCUACUUGAGCCAGAUGACUUCACCAUCCAUCCACUCCACGACUCCCCUGUCCUCCACUCGAGGGACGGGACUUCCAGCCAUCACCGAUGUGCCCAGACGCCUCUCAGGUGCUUCAGAGCUGGGCCCAUUUUCAGAUCCCAGGCAGUUCACAAGCAUUUCAUCCCUCACUGAGAGCCGCUUCUCCAACCCACGAAUGCACUAUCCAGCCACCUUUACCUAUACACCGCCAGUCACCUCAGGCAUGUCACUGGGUAUGUCCGCAACCACUCACUACCACACCUACCUACCACCACCCUACCCCGGCUCCUCCCAAAACCAAAGUGGACCUUUCCAGACCAGCAGCACUCCAUAUCUCUACUAUGGCACUUCGUCGGGAUCGUACCAGUUCCCCAUGGUGCCGGGGGGAGACCGUUCCCCUUCCAGGAUGCUUCCUCCGUGCACCACCGCGGCCAACGGCAGCGCGCUCUUAAACCCAAACUUGCCCGCCCAGAGUGACGGGGUGGAGGCGGAUGGCAGCCACAGCAGCUCCCCAACCGUCUUGAAUUCUAGUGGCAGAAUGGAUGAGUCCGUUUGGAGGCCGUACUGAGAUUUCUUCUGUAGCCGGGCCCGACCUCUGCGAGCCAAAACAAACAAACAAAAAUAAAAUAAAACCAAACCUAAAAAAACCAAACAAACAGUCGACUAACUACGAAGUGCCUGUUUUUUCUGGUUGUUCUUUUUUUUUAAAAAUCUUACUGAUAUGUGCAACUGUGUAGAUGGGAUGAUAAUGGCCAUAAAUAACACAAGAGUUACCAACAUACAUAACUCAUGUUUCAGAUUAUGUGGAUCAAAGCACAUUUUUUUUUUUCCCCCUUGGAACCAUUUUACCUUGUUUUGUAUUUAAAAUGUACUUUUUAAAAUCAUCCCCCUUUUUUUAAAAAAAUUAUUUCUUGGGGUUUUGUUUUGCUUUAUUUUGAUCUAGAGAGUUGUAAUAACUGGUAAAUACUUUUACCAAUGAGGAGAUAAUGGACUCCCCAGCUAUCAGGAGAAACAUUGUGAUGCAAGGCAAAGGCUGCAUUCCCUUUUAUUUUUUAAUUAACAAACCGCUAACCAUGAACUCCAGAUACAGUUGCAAUCAUACAAUGUAUGGGACCCUCUUCACACCCGUAGUGCAAUUCAGCUGGCUUGUACUGGUGCACAUAAAAAGGAAAGCAAAGAUUGAGUUGCUUCCAUUUUGCCAUAACACAUCCAAAUGAAAAUACCUGUCCCAAAAAAACCCCCUCUGUCCCAGCCUUGCUGCAGAUAACAGCUGGAACUUCUCUGUGUUCAUUACUAUUUUUGGUUUGGUUUGGGGUACUUAAAGAGAACAAGUGUUCAAGUUAGGCUAGACAACCCUGGGGUUUCCUUUUUGCUUUUGUAUCUGUUCAUUUUGCCUUCGAUUAACCAAAAAACCAAAAAUAACCACCAAAACCUUUAAAAACAAAAAGUAAAAUGUUAUUACUUAUGCAAAAUAUGAAAAUGGCAAUAUAUAUUACUAGAGCCAAAAUGGUAUACAUAGUAUUUGUGUUCGGCUAUGUUCUUUUUAUUUUGUUUUUUAAAUUAUAAAUGUGUAAAAUUUGAGGAUCUUUGCUAACGUGAAUCAUCAUAUAACUUUAAAAGAAUAUUUAUAAUUAUUUAAUGACAUUUGGACCCUUUAAACGUUUCUUAAUGUAAUGAUAUAUUGACUUCGGUCUCUAAAAGUGGUUUUUGUUUUUGUUUUUACUUAUUACAUUUCUGCAGUGGUGUAAACCUCAAGCCUUUACUCAACUCUGAAAGCAGUUCCAGUGUGAACCAGUUUACAAUGUGACUUAAAAAUGACAAACCCAACCCAAAUGCAUCCACAUCAAAUGAUUUUGGAUGUAGGAGCUUUUUAUAUAACUUAUGAAGGAAAUAUUGUGUUUAAAAUAUUUUUAUUAGCUGUCUGAUUGCCUUCAACACAGUCUUGCCUUUUAAUCAGUAGUUGUGGAGACACUGGAAAAAUGGUAGGAAGGACAAAAUAUUUCCCAUCCUUCCCCUAAUUUCUUCUUCUCCCAGGAUUUUGCUCAGAACUUCAAAACGUGAAAAUAUUCACAUUUAAAAUGUUCUGUUUCGACAGCAUUAUUUGAAUUUUGACAGUAUGUAUUUUUUCUUUUCUGCCUGAAAUUAAAAGCAAAACCGUUUCAAAGCCCGUAUUGUACAAAUAAUGAAUCCUUAAAGAUCUCAGAAAUGGGAUUAGGGGAAACUUGAAACUUUUUUCCCCGUCCUUGCAAUUCCAGCCCACUCGAUGGAAUCAAAAGGUUCAAAAUUUGAGACAGAAACUGCCUGGUAGCGACUCCUCAGUGCCCGUUAGCAUUAAAUGCGAGAGCCGUAAGGAUGCCGUGUUGACUUGGAAGCCGGUGUGGCUGUUGCCAUGUUAGAGGGACGAGCCGAAGGGCAGCGAUACCCACCUCUGCAAAUGCGGAAGGUAAAAAAUUCACCUUAAAAACCACCCUGGGCUCUCCCAGAGAGAGCAAAUUGCACACAAAAUCCUUUAUCAACCUGCCUGCUGCCAAAUUUGGGGUAAAUUUUGCCCAACCCUGGGCUGCUAUGGCGAAUGGGGAGGAGAUGCAGCAUUGGCUGGAUGCUGAACUGCCCUCCCCACUCCAUUCCCAAGAGGGAUGUUAAGCCUGGCUUAACGGGGUGUUUGGCAUGUGCUGAUGGGAUUUGCUGACCCUUCCCAGCCUCCUUGGGGGACUGCUGGCGCCUCCUGGGGUGUAUUUUGGCUCCCUCCAAAGUAUGGCAAUAAAUCAACAGUGGGCACAGCCACACAGAGCCGGACAACACCAUCGCUGCUCAUUAACAGCGAAGCUGUUAAACGAGUUGACGUUAGCAUUGUACAUCCCUCCCAUUUGCAUGAUGACGUGCUCUUAAAAGAAUAAUAAAAAAUAAAGUCUUUGCCUUCUAAAGGUUGUAUACCAAGUAUGCUUAAAGUAUAAGUAAGACACUUUUUUUUUCCUAAUACUUAGUUUUCCUUCAAAGAUGGAAGCUGUAAUUGAUUCUAUUUAUUGUUGGUUUGUGGUAGCUUGAAGCAUACCACUGUCCAUUUAUUUGUAACUGUAAAAUAAGUUUGUUAGUCUCAGCAGCACUUAAAAAGCCAGUGUCUGGUUACACAUUUCAGUUUUGUUUUUUGUUUAGUAAGCAAGAGAAAAAGAUGUACUGCCAGUGCAAGCUGUUUCCUAUUUAAUAAAAGGUACUAUAUUUGUACAUUAUUUGUUAUUGCUGAGAAGGGCUUUUUAAGGUUUACUGUAUGCAUAUUAAGUAAUUUUUAGGGUGCUUUUGUGUUGAAAUGUUGUUAAGAGUGGCUGCAGGCAGCAACCCAGAUUUUUUUUUUUUUAAGACUUUGUUGUAAAAUUCAAGCACUUGGUUUUUUGUUUCUGGAUAAAUCCAGCACAGACCAGACUUUCGUUUUGCUCAGUACCGACAGGACUCUUGUUUGUGUCCCCGUGGGUUUUUCAAGUGGACCGUUAGGGACAGACGUUGGGAAUGUUUUCUGCUCCCCGUUGAGGUGUGUGUGACCGAUCCGUGUCCCUGGUGUCCCUGGCCGGGUGGGCAGAUGUCUGGUUCUGCCUCCUUGAGAUAGGAUGGAAAGGAUUUUCUAAGAACUUAUGGACAGAGGAGCACCAAGCCCUUGACUUUCAGUAGAUCCCCGUGCUCCUGAACCCUCGAGGUGCCUUUGGAAAGUCUCCCCCGGUACGUCAGGCUGGUCACCGAGGGAGUUGUACAAGCAGAGGCAGAAUUGCUCAUCAAUGCUUCCAAGUUCUCUUGGAAAUGCUCUUGAAUCAGGUUUUCAGACCAAAAAUAAAUAAAAACAAAGCCAACCAGUGCUAUGUGGUUCAUCAUAUCAGAUUGUUUGACAUUUUGCGAGGUACUUAGCAUGGAUAGAAAGGAAUUUUCUCAAAGGUACGACAGCCCUUCACUGGGGUAAGUUGCAAUCUUUGGCACCGGUCAUAGAUUUACACAUUAAAAAAAUGGCCUUUUUUUAACUUUCCAGCUUAUCCUACCAAAGAUUUACUUCCAGCACAACAGGCACAAUGUCGCUUUUGCCAAACAGAGGAUUAAAAUCCUCCUCUCCCUCCUCCUAAGGGUAACCAGAUCGGGGUCAGCGGGUCGGGACGGAUGAGUAGAGCAAAUUAUUUAACCCACAGCAUCAUUCGCGUGGCGUUUAUCGUUUCUUUUAAAAGCCUAGCGGCUGUGUCUUCCUUAGCAUUGAACUUCCUUGUUUUGCCAGCAUUCCCCUGAGCGCAGAUUUGUCCGUUUACACAGGUACCAUCUCAAGUGGGGAAAAUUUUGCACUUUCACACUUGGCAAAGCAAAGCUCAGCCCGCGCCGGGCUGCUCGCGGCCAACGAGCCAUCAGCAAAAGCAAUAAUUAAAACCUGGAUCAGCCAUGAGCUCAAAGAAGCCCCAUUCUCUGAACCCCUGAGUUUCUUGUUGUUUUUAAAUAGAAUGCAUUUCAUUUUAACAUUUUCUGAGAACUUUUUUAGAUGUUUGUUUACUUCCAUGUUUACAGAUAAUUCUUUGCCUUUUAUUUUUUUUCCUAAAUGCAGUACUUUUUAAGUAUAUCAGCCAAAACCAUACUUUUACAGUAACUUUUGUUUUAGGUAAUAUGAGCGACAUUCCGAUUUUUUUUUUUGUUGUUAAAUAUGCUUUACCAGUCUUGAAUUUCCGCUGGAACAAAAUAUUUGUAGCAUUUUGUGUAAAUACAAGCUUUAAUUUUUUAUUUUUUCAAAUGCUGUCACCCAAGAUUUGCUUUUCAUGCACAUAUUGUACAAACACACUCUGCUUUAUGCCACAGAUGAUGAUUGUGGAUCAGUUUACUUCAACUUCAAAGGGACUAUUUGUAUUGUAUGUUGCAACUGUAAAUUGAAUUGUUUGGCAUUUUCUCAUGAUUGUAAUAUUAAUUUGAAGUUUGAAUUUCAUUUUCAAUAAAAUGGCUUUUUUUUUGUUAA
Messenger RNA from Columba livia (rock pigeon), 5857 nucleotides. It is a transcript of the gene RUNX2, whose product is annotated as RUNX family transcription factor 2. NCBI's taxonomy places the organism in Eukaryota, Metazoa, Chordata, Aves, Columbiformes, Columbidae. Gene Ontology annotation, cellular component: nucleus. Gene Ontology annotation, molecular function: RNA polymerase II cis-regulatory region sequence-specific DNA binding; DNA-binding transcription factor activity, RNA polymerase II-specific; ATP binding. The transcript is spliced from 7 exons. Gene Ontology annotation, biological process: chondrocyte differentiation; neuron differentiation; regulation of transcription by RNA polymerase II. The coding region runs from base 215 to 1459 and encodes 414 amino acids. The record is from RefSeq and is a predicted model, not a curated record.